Molecule: messenger RNA, 1205 nt
Organism: Protobothrops mucrosquamatus (brown spotted pit viper)
Lineage: Eukaryota; Metazoa; Chordata; Lepidosauria; Squamata; Viperidae
Product: SCAN domain-containing protein 1
Exons: 2
Coding region: 44-892 (282 amino acids)
Source: RefSeq, a predicted model, not a curated record
GGGAAAAAUAAAAGCUGCAACGCCUGUUGGCAGCCAUUGAAGAAUGGCCAGUGAGGUUCAAAAACCACUCCUGGAAAGCUCCUGCUCUGGCCCUUCGGAAGAUAGGGACUCAGAAAAUGACACUGUGAGUAAACAUCAGGACUCAGAUAAUGAUCAGAGUGAAUAUAACACAGUUGCCAAAUGUUUGGGUGAGGAUGCUGCACCUUUGGAAAUGCCAGCACAGCCUGCUGAUCCAUGCCAAGCCACGAAAAUGAAAGGGAAACGUGAAGAGGAGCCAACGACCGAGGCAGCCUUGGUGCCGCCUCCCGUGGAGAUAGCUGUCCCUGUUCCAGUGCCACCCUUGAACGAAGGGAAGGGAGCAAAACGGAUGAUGGAGGAUGAUGCUGAUGUUUUUAAAGACAUGCCUGAUGUAUGCCAGGAAGCUAGAGAGCCAGGAAGGGCUAUGCUGCUGCCUGACCUCUUUGGGGAAGCCCAGGAAGCACACAGCAGUUUGGAUGUCAGCCGGGCAGGAGGCUGCACAAAGGUGGAACAGGCUAUUCCUUGCUUGUCCAACACGGUCUCAGAAAAUCAGCGCAAACGCUUUCGGGGUUUUGCCUAUAAAGAGACUGAAGGUCCCCAAGUGGCUUAUGAGCGGCUCCAGGAAUUGUUGUUCCAGUGGUUGAAACCAGAGGCCCGCAGCAAAGAGGAAAUCGUUGAGCAGCUAGUCCUCGAGCAGUUCCUGAACCUCCUCCCUGACGAUGUCCAGAAAUGGGUCCGGGAACGUCGUCCAGAAAAUGGGGAUGAGGCUGUUGCCCUGGCAGAAGACUACCAGUUUCUGCAUCCUGAGCCUGGACGGCAGCCCUAUCCAGAGAGAGCAAGGCAGCGGGCUUCAGCAAGAAGCUGGCUGCGCUGAAGCCUCGGGAGCAGACAGGCAGGAAGGGCUCUUUCUGAGGAGACUCAAAGAUCUAGUAAUCUACCAAGCUGAAGAAUUUUGAAGUCCCAAACCACACUUCAUCUUUGCCGAGUAUGAAAAUGUUUUUAAACCUUUCCCUACUGUGAGUGUUUCUCCCAGGGAAAGCCUCACCUGAUGUGUACCUAGGGCUUGCAUCUGUGCACUCUGCAGCACAAGGAUCAAUUGGGGUGAGGACAGUACAGCACGUGAAAGGGAGAAGACUAAUGUGUGUACUUGUGAAUCCUUUGAAGCAAUUCAGAAGAAAGGCCCUGCC